Messenger RNA from Lachnellula hyalina, 195 nucleotides. RefSeq lists its product as uncharacterized. The transcript has 2 exons. Lineage: Eukaryota; Fungi; Ascomycota; Leotiomycetes; Helotiales; Lachnaceae. The record is from RefSeq and is a predicted model, not a curated record. The coding region runs from base 1 to 195 and encodes 64 amino acids.
AUGCCUUCCGCACCAGUCGUCGAGCAACAGAUUCAGGCCCCGGAGCCAAUGACCACCCAAUCCUCCAACGUUGAGGUCGAGCAGCCAAAAGCCGCUCCCAUCAUGAGCACCUCUGGCGACGCCGUCGGACUGCGUGGAGGAGAAGAGGCAUCUUGCGAGUGCUGCGGUUGUGGAUGCGCCGAGGGCUGCUGUUAA